AUGGAUAAACAUGGCAAUGGUAAUGACCGUUUUGCCGCCACAUCUCCAGAUACAAUGGCGAGAGAUACAAGGGUGAUCCCACCGGAUGAGUUGGACCUGGAUGUUGGUACAAAUGGAGUGCCACAAGACUUACAAUUAGUCACGGACAUGGAGCCAUUUGUCAGUCCACUGACAGAAGAUAAUUUGCUAUAUCACACGAAUUCUCAUCCAUCAAGUGAAGAUGCACGCUGUAGCUACGUUGAAGCAUUUGUUACAAACCAAACUCGUAUGCUUCAUAUAGAAGCCGAGCUACGGCGUCGUACACAAAUGGAGAUUUCUUCACUUGUGCCGCUAGACACGCUCUCUGUGAAUGAAGAAGUUGUUUCGGAACGCGUCGUGGAUGAUCAUACACAACACCAAUCAACCCGUGCAUCGUUAACCCGCUCAAGUAGUCUCACUGGCGGUCGCAGUGAUAGAGGAUCUCCUCAUGUAAAGAACAGCAAACGACCGGUUUGGCUGCAGCUUUUAUUCAGAAGACGUAGCGCCAACAUGCCAUCCACACCACUUUCACCUCCACCCGUCAACUCCUCGCUAUUGGAGAGCCAUGAAUUGCCAAACAGCCCAGCAACAAGUAGCGCUUAUCAGCAGUAUCAUGAGCAAACAAUGACAAUGCUACACGAAGACAUUCACAAUUUUACCAAUGGGAAUUUUAGAUCUGCACAGCGUGACUCUGGCAUCUCAAUAUCCUCCACAUCACGUGGGACUCAUACCAAACGUGCUAGGUUGAGUCUCCAUUUUGCACCCCAACUACGUUCAGUGCGUGAGGAAGGACAACAACCAGCACAACAUGACGAUUUGCUUGCAUUCCGGUAUCCACGAAUGAUUCACAGACGAACUUUACGCGAUGCGGCCAUGCGUUUACUUUCAUCUACGGAUGAUCAGAAUGAUGACCAGCUCAACAAACGUUUCUCAGCUCCUGGUAUAUAUUGUCCAUUUCAGCUGGCCUAG
This is a messenger RNA of Lichtheimia ornata, 987 nucleotides long. RefSeq lists its product as uncharacterized. The record is from RefSeq and is a predicted model, not a curated record. The transcript has 2 exons. Bases 1 to 987 code for a protein of 328 amino acids. Lineage: Eukaryota; Fungi; Mucoromycota; Mucoromycetes; Mucorales; Lichtheimiaceae.